CGACGCAGCGGUGGAUGACUACUCGGAGUACUCGGUCGUUUCCCAUUUGACUUCUUUCCGGUUUGAGUCGUCGAGGCCGUUUGUCGUAUCGGUUGGCGUCGUCCUCGUCGCGGUAAUCAUGACGUCCAAAGUAUCGCGUGAUACUCUCUAUGAGUGUGUCAAUGCAGCAAUUCAGAACUCCCAAGAUAAGAAGCGAAAAUUCUUGGAAACUGUUGAGCUCCAAAUUGGAUUGAAGAAUUAUGAUCCGCAGAAGGACAAACGUUUCUCUGGCACCGUCAAGCUAAAGAACAUCCCUAGACCAAAAAUGCAAGUUUGCAUUUUGGGAGAUCAACAGCAUUGUGACGAAGCCAAGGCUAACAAUGUUCCGUUCAUGGACGCUGAGGCCCUUAAAAAAUUGAACAAGAACAAGAAACUUGUCAAGAAAUUAGCUAAGAAGUACGACGCUUUCCUGGCCAGCGAAUCUCUGAUCAAACAGAUUCCCAGACUUCUUGGACCCGGUCUCAACAAAGCCGGUAAAUUCCCUGGUCUCUUGUCUCAUCAGGAAUCCAUGAUUGGAAAAAUCGAUGAAGUCAAAGCAACGAUCAAGUUCCAGAUGAAGAAGGUACUGUGCUUGUCUGUGGCUGUUGGACACGUCGAAAUGACGCCAGACGAGUUGGUGCAGAACGUACAUCUGUCGAUCAACUUCCUCGUCUCUCUUUUGAAGAAACACUGGCAAAACGUGCGAUCUUUGCACAUCAAAUCAUCCAUGGGACCGCCACAGAGGCUCUACUAAUUUACUAUUUACACAGUAUUUUACACGAGCCUUUGUUCUGCCUUGAAAAAAAAGAAUAAAAUUGAAAAAAAAUGAAA
Messenger RNA from Venturia canescens, 849 nucleotides. RefSeq names its product ribosomal protein L10Ab (gene RpL10Ab). NCBI's taxonomy places the organism in Eukaryota, Metazoa, Arthropoda, Insecta, Hymenoptera, Ichneumonidae. Gene Ontology annotation, cellular component: cytosolic large ribosomal subunit. The coding region runs from base 119 to 772 and encodes 217 amino acids. The record is from RefSeq and is a predicted model, not a curated record. Gene Ontology annotation, biological process: translation; maturation of LSU-rRNA. Gene Ontology annotation, molecular function: structural constituent of ribosome; RNA binding. The transcript has 5 exons.